AGAGAGGAGGGUGCGGGCACAGCGCCACCUGUCCCCGGAGGACGAGGUCGGAGUCUUGAUCCCGGCGGGUCCCUGCUCUUCUAGCCGCCCAGGCCCACACCGAACGCCAUGGCCCAGCCACCACCCGACGUCAGGGAGGACGACUGUCUCCCGGAGUAUCGCCACCUCUUCUGUCCGGACUUGCUUCGGGACAAGGUAGCCUUCAUCACAGGCGGUGGCUCUGGAAUCGGGUUCCGGAUUGCUGAGAUUUUCAUGCGGCACGGCUGCCACACAGUCAUCGCCAGCAGAAGUCUUCCCAGAGUGUCGAUGGCUGCCAGAAAGCUGGCUGUUGCCACUGGCCAGAGGUGCCUCCCUUUAUCUCUGGACGUCCGAGCUCCCCUGGCCAUCAUGGCAGCCGUGGAGCAGGCUCUGAAGGAGUUCGGGAAGAUCGACAUUCUCAUUAACUGUGCAGCCGGGAACUUCCUGUGCCCUGCCAGUGCCUUGUCCUCCAACGCCUUCAAGACUGUGAUGGACAUCGACACCUUGGGCACCUUCAACGUGUCUCGCGUACUCUACGAGAAGUUCUUCCAUGACCAUGGAGGGGUGAUCGUGAACAUCACUGCAACCCUGGGUACCCGCGGGCAGGUGCUCCAAGUUCAUGCAGGCUCUGCCAAGGCAGCCGUGGAUGCGAUGACACGGCACCUGGCUGUGGAGUGGGGCCCCCAGAACAUCCGCGUCAACAGCCUUGCCCCUGGUCCCAUCAGCGGCACGGAGGGCUUCCGGCGGCUGGGUGGCCCACAGGCCAGCACGAGGGCAAAGGUCCUGGCAAGCCCCCUGCAGAGGCUGGGGAACAAGACGGAGAUCGCCCACAGCGCCCUCUUCCUGGCCAGUCCUUUGGCAUCCUACGUGACGGGGGCCCUGCUGGUGGUUGAUGGUGGGGCCUGGCUGACAUUCCCUAACGACAUCCAGUCGCUGGCGGACUUCUCAUCCUUCUCUGCUAAGCUCUAGGCAGGGGACAGUGUGCUGCAGAGGAGCUGGUCCACACCUGCUCUCGGAUCCCUGUGACCUGCCUCCCGCCUGCCCAGCCUAAGCGCCAAACCUGACAAUCCCAGCAGAGUGUCUGAAGCAGAGACUGGCCUUUCCUCUAGGAACCGUGCUGCAUCCACAUUCCCUCCCCGUGGCCCCGUCUCCUAUGCAUGGGGGGCAGUGACUAGGCAGUGUGGCUGGCCUGCUGACAUGCUCACACACACUGGGGAGGUCUGGGUUCCAGCGCUUCAAGAGUGUUGAGGAGGCCAGGACGCAGGGGUGUCCGCCUUGCACAACCCAGGGUAAGGGCUGUCCCGCCAUCCCAGCCCCUGCCUAGGCUGGCCUCCUUUCCUCUCCUGCCUGCAUCCAGUGGGUGUCCUGAGGUGGCUCCCAUGGCCUGGGUGGAGAGAAGGGGGCAUUUCAGGCUGUCUUCUCUUCCUUGCUCUCCCGCUUUGAGACCUUUGCUUGGCAAAGAGAUGCCAAACUAGGAACGCUGGAGAAGCAUGUUUGAGCCUCUCCACAAGACCUGUGUCCUGGGUCCUGUCACCGGGUGUGUGGGCUGCAGAAGGGACCUCUGCCGGCCUCCAGUGACACGGGCAGGGUUGCUCCCCACCUGCCCUGGAGUCUGUCCUUUGCUGGGACAUCCCCAGAGGACUUAGUCCUUGGUCAUUUAGGGGCUCACUUUCUAGGUCCUCCAGGUGGCCUGUCCCCAUGUCACCAGCACCUUCCCUCAGGCCCAGCGGGUGGGGGAUCUCUGGACCCUCAAUUCUUCCCCAAUGACCACUCUUUGACAGACACCCAGGCCUGGACCUAAGGGGGCCACUUGGAUCCUGGGCUUGUUUUCUGUGCUGUUGGUUACAAAAUUCAAAGUGCUCAAAGCUGUCGGUCUGCCCUCUGGCUGGACAUGCGGCUUGGGUGCCCCCUUCCUCCCUGCCUCCCACCCUGCCCCCAUCUGUACCGUCCAUUUGCAUAAGCAUGGUCCUAGAGUUUUGCCAGAAAAUGCAUUUACUUAAAAAAUAA
Kogia breviceps (pygmy sperm whale) is the source of this 2025-nucleotide messenger RNA. It is a transcript of the gene DECR2, whose product is annotated as 2,4-dienoyl-CoA reductase 2. Gene Ontology annotation, biological process: fatty acid catabolic process. Lineage: Eukaryota; Metazoa; Chordata; Mammalia; Artiodactyla; Physeteridae. The record is from RefSeq and is a predicted model, not a curated record. Gene Ontology annotation, cellular component: peroxisome. Gene Ontology annotation, molecular function: 2,4-dienoyl-CoA reductase (NADPH) activity.